AACGGCAAAUCACCAACGUCUUUUUAUUCUACCUGCUUUUAAUACAUUUUUAUGAUUGCGAAAAUAAUUAACAGUGACAAACUUAUUCAAUUUUAUUCAAUAAAAUAAAUAUUAUACAAUCGAGAAGAGAAAGUAUUCGUAUGUUAGGCAACCAAAUAUUCAGCUGAGAACGUAAACAUACUCACGCCUCACCGACGGGCGACGACAACACCAGCGUGAAUUAUAAAUACACAAAUCGCGAGUGCAGCGCAGAUUGGCAGAAGGACAGCGCAAAAGCUCUAUAAAUAUUUGUUGAUAUCUCGCUGCAACAACAAUCUGGAUGGUUUUAAUUAGAACGCGCAUUGACUAAGCGACCAGCAUUCGAGAUGCAAUGCAGAAGCAUCUAACCUCGACUCGCCCAGCGAAUUACGUUUUAAUUUUUGUUCAGUAAACAAGCCGGUUACGGAACCAGAGUGAGUGAUAAAUUUUGAUUUAACGAAAGGCCAAAAUGGCCACGUUUCUAGCACGCACCGCUGUGAGGAGUGCGCUGCGAAAUGCACAGAUUGCGACGCCCGUGCAAAUAUCAGCGGUGAUUAUUCGAAGAGAUUUCACUUUUUCAACUCCAAUAAUAAAUUCACCAAUUGAGUCAAGGUUGAAACUGGUACCGCUGAUACCUACACAGCGUAAAAUACCUUCUCAAUAUAUAAGAUUUUUGAGUUUUGAUGGCUCAAAAAGUGGAGGAAAAUCUGCUGUGAAUGAUGAGAAAAGUCAGGGCAAUGUUGAGGUUGCCAAAUUGACACUCUUUCAGCGAUUCAAGCAGAUGUAUCGAGACUACUGGUAUGUUUUGGUUCCUGUGCAUUUGAUUACAUCAGCAGGAUGGUUUGGGACGUUUUACUACAUGGCUAAAAGUGGAAUUGAUGUAGUUGCCAUCAUGGAAAGUUACAACAUAAGCGCAAAGCUCAUCAGUCCUCUGAAAGACUCGAGUCUAGGUUAUGUCGCCAUCGCAUAUGCUAUGUAUAAGAUAGCCACGCCUAUCCGUUACACAGUCACACUCGGAGGGACGACAAUUUCGAUCAGUUACCUACAAAAGUUCGGCUAUAUCAAACCAGUACCCACACGCGAACAACUCAAGGAAAUGUACAAUACCAAACGCGAGUAUAUGAUCGAUACUGUGAAGGACAAACGCGAAGAGCUGCGUCUUAAGAAAGAACAGCUCAAAGAUCGCACCGACAACCUCAUCGACGACAUGGAACGUAAAAUUGUGACGAAGAUUAACGACACAAAGAAGAAGACGACUAAUACCAUCCCCAAGCCGUAGAUGAAAUAUAACAAGUAUAUUUCGUCAGUUUGCCGACGCCAUUUUGGAAAUGGUAAUGUAGGUUAUUUUUUGUUGGAUGGCGUUUGCGGCGGUGUGUAUUCAUGCAGGUAACAUGGUGGUACACUGUACAUUGUUGUUUUUUUUUUUGUUAAAAAUGAAAUUUAGAGUAUUUUAUAUCGACUAUAAUAAUGUAAUAUGCUUAAAUUCUAAUUAAAAUCGAAGUAAUUACAAAAACAA
Molecule: messenger RNA, 1534 nt
Organism: Dalotia coriaria
Lineage: Eukaryota; Metazoa; Arthropoda; Insecta; Coleoptera; Staphylinidae
Exons: 2
Coding region: 488-1297 (269 amino acids)
Cellular component (GO): mitochondrion
Source: RefSeq, a predicted model, not a curated record